AGUUUUUCAGCCGCUGGGGGUUGGGACUAGUCAGCCGGCCGAGUAGCGCUCCGUCCCUCCCUCUCUUUUUCCUACCUCCCUCCCUUCUUCCUCCCUCCUUCCCCCGCUAACCCUUCGCGGGUGGGGAAAAGUUAAGGCGUUAGAACAGCGUUAAAUUGUGGAGAGCGUGAGUUGCCAGGACUGGCGGGGGUGGCAUAAGGCAUCUCGCUUGCCGGGGUCUGCGAGGUAUCCUUGAGGCUGGGCCGCUAGGCUGGUCCGUCGUGGUGCUUGGUUGAAUUUCUCUCACCUGCUGGCUUCUGAAGUAUGCGGAGCUGCGUUUGCGUUGGUGGGAGGAGUCUCCGACCUCUCGUCGCCCUCUACUCCUCUCGUCUCUAGAACCAAGCUUUGAACUUGCAGUCCUGCGACAAAGCGCCGGCACCAGAUACCCGGGCACCGGGAGUCACCAGCCCAGUUCAAAUCUCUGUGAUUCCAAAACAGAUUUGUUGCAACGCGCUCUUGGCAGUCCUAAACAAUUGAUCUUGGUGUACCGGUAUGUGUGUUCCUGUUGUGAUUGCAUCAUGGAAAAUCAGUUGGCUAAAUCAAGUGAGGAAAGAACAUUUCAGUACCAGGAUUCUCUUCCAUCACUGCCUGUUCCUUCACUUGAAGAAUCAUUAAAGAAAUACCUUGAAUCAGUAAAGCCAUUUGCAAAUGAAGAAGAAUAUAAGAAAACUGAAGCAAUUGUUCAAAAAUUUCAAAAUGGUAUUGGAGAAAAAUUGCAGCAGAAAUUACUUGAAAGGGCAAAAGAAAAAAGAAAUUGGCUGGAAGACUGGUGGCUGAAUGUUGCCUACCUGGAUGUUCGUAUACCAUCACAACUGCAUGUCAACUUUGGGGGUGCUGCAAGCCAUAUUGAACACUAUUGGCCUCCAAAGGAAGGCACGCAAUUGGAAAGAGGAAGUAUAAGUCUUUGGCAUAUCUUGAACUACUGGCAGCUGUUAAGAAAAGAAAAAUUGCCUGUUCAUAAAGUUGGAAAUACUCCUCUAGAUAUGAAUCAAUUCCGAAUGCUGUUCUCCACCUGCAAGGUUCCAGGAAUUACUAGAGAUUCAGUUAUUAAUUAUUUUAGGACUGAGAGUGAAGGGCAUUGCCCAAGUCACAUUGCAGUGAUGUGUCGAGGCCGAGUUUUUGUGUUCGAUGUAAUGCAUGAAGGAUGUUUGAUGACCCCACCAGAGAUUCUCAGGCAACUGACAUACAUCCAAAAGAAGUGCCAUAGUGAACCUGAUGGACCUGGGGUAGCAGCGUUAACUAGUGAGGAGCGAACUCGAUGGGCUAAGGCACGAGAAUAUUUGAUUAGUCUUAAUCCAGAGAACUUGACUAUGUUAGAAAAAAUUCAGAGCAGUUUACUGGUAUUUUGUUUAGAUGACGGCAGUCCACAUGUAACACCGGAAGAUUAUUCUCAGGUUGCUACAAAGGUUCUUACUGGAGAUCCAACAGUACGCUGGGGUGACAAAUCUUAUAACUUGAUUUCCUUUUCUAAUGGAGUAUUUGGCUGUAAUUGUGAUCAUGCUCCUUAUGAUGCAAUGGUUAUCGUAAGCAUCAGCUAUUAUGUUGAUCAGAAAAUUUUUGAGAGUGAAGGAAGAUGGACGGGUUCAGAUAAAGUACGGGAUAUACCACUUCCAGAGGAGCUUGUUUUCACUGUGGAUGGAAAAGUAUUAAAUGACAUCAACCAAGCGAAAGCCCAAUAUUUCAAGCAGGCAUCUGAUCUGCAGCUUUUGGUCUAUGCCUUUACGUCUUUUGGCAAAAAGCUAACCAAGAAGAAGAAGCUUCACCCUGAUACCUUUGUUCAGCUAGCACUUCAGCUGGCCUAUUAUAGACUUCAUGGACGCCCUGGUUGCUGCUAUGAAACAGCUAUGACAAGAUACUUUUAUCAUGGCCGUACAGAGACUGUGCGAUCAUGUACAGUGGAAGCAGUCAGAUGGUGCCAAUCCAUGCAGGAUCCUUCUACCAGUCUUUUUGAGCAGCAGCACAGGAUGUUAGAAGCUUUUGCAAAACAUAAUAAAAUGAUGAAAGAUUGUUCAACUGGAAAAGGAUUUGACCGUCAUCUGUUAGGUCUCUCACUCAUAGCAAAAGAGGAAUGUCUCCCUGUUCCAGAACUCUUUACAGACCCACUUUUCUCCAGAAGUGGAGGAGGUGGAAACUUUGUUCUCUCAACAAGUCUGAUUGGUUAUUUAAGAGUCCAGGGAGUGGUGGUUCCCAUGGUACACAAUGGCUAUGGAUUUUUCUAUCAUAUCAGAGAUGACAGGAGGCAAGAAUAUACAAUGGAGAAAAGACAACCUCUUCAAUAAGUGGUGCUGGGAAAAACUGGACAGCUACAUGUAAAAGAAUGAAAUUAGAACACUCCCUAACACCAUACACAAAAAUAAACUCAAAAUGGAUUAAAGCCCUAAAUGUAAGGCCAGACACUAUCAAACUCUUAGAGGAAAACACAGGCAGAACACUCUAUGACAUAAAUCACAGCACGAUCCUUUUUGACCCACCUCCUAGAGAAAUGGAAAUAAAAACAAAAAUAAACAAAUGGGACCUAAUGAAACUUAAAAGCUUUUGCACAGCAAAGGAAACUAGAAACAAGACGAAAAGACAACCCUCAGAAUGGGAGAAAAUAUUUGCCAAUGAAGCAGCUGACAAAGGAUUAACCUCCAAAAUUUACAAGCAGCUCAUGCAGCUCAAUAACAAAAAAACAAACAACCCAAUCCAAAAAUGGGCAGAAGACCUGAAUAGACAUUUCUCCAAAGAAGAUAUACAGAUUUCCAACAAACACAUGAAAGAAUGCUCAACAUCAUUAAUCAUUAGAGAAAUGCAAAUCAAAACUACAGUGCGGUAUCAUCUCACACUGGUCAGAAUAGCCAUCAUCCAAAAAUCUACAAACAAUAAAUGCUGGAGAGGGUGUGGAGAAAAGGGAACACUCUUGCACUGCUGGUGGGAAUGUGAAUUGAUACAGCCACUAUGGAGAACAGUAUGGAGGUUCCUUAAAAAACUAAAAACAGAACUACCAUAUGACCCAGCAAUCCCACUACUGGGUGUAUACCCUGAGAAAACCAUAAUUCAAACAGAGUCAUGUACCAAAGUGUUCAUUGCAGCUUUAUUUACAAUAGUUAGGACAUGGAAGCAACCUAAGUGUCCAUUGACAGAUGAAUGGAUAAAGAAGAUGUGGUACAUAUAUACAAUGGAAUAUUACUCAGCCAUAAAAAGAAACGAAAUUGAGUUAUUUGUAGUGAGGUGGAUGGACCUAGAGUCUGUCAUACAGAGGGAAGUAAGUCAGAAAGAGAAAAACAAAUACCGUAUGCUAACACAUAUAUAUGGAAUCUAAAAAAAAAAAUUGUCAUGAAGAACCUAGGGGUAAGACGGGAAUAAAGACACAGACCUACUAGAGGAUGGACUUGAGGAUACGGGGAGGGGGAAGGGGAAGCUGUGACAAAGUGAGAGAGUGGCAUGGACAUAUAUAUACUACCAAACGUAAAAUAGAUAGCUAGUGGGAAGCAGCCACAUAGCACAGGGAGAUCAGCUCAGUGCUUUGUGACCACCUAGAGGGGUGGGAUAGGGAGGGUGGGAGGGAGGGAGACGCAAGAGGGAAGAAAUACGGGGACAUAUGUAUAUGUAUAACGGAUUCACUUUGUUAUAAAGCAGAAACUAACACACUAUUGUAAAGCAAUUAUACUCCAAUAAAGAUGUUUAAAAAAAAAAAAUCGGAUGUGGCCAGAUGUGGCAAGGCCCCCCACGGUAACCAGAGCUCUCACCCUUGGUCCACUCUGAGGCUGCAUUCAGUGUUUAAAUGCAAUGCUAGGAGACCAGUUCCAGUCUGCUGUACAUGGUGGAGCGAUAAAGUUUUACUGAAGAUUUUUUGGAGAAGGUGUGGAAGAAGAGUGACAUUGCAUACCACGUGGCAAACAUCACAGCAGUUCCCUUUAAACAUCUAUGUUCCACUGGAAUUUCCUCUCUAAAUAUCAGCCUUCUGGGACUUCUCUCGUGGUCCGGUGAGCAAGACGCCUUGCUGUGGUGCUCCAAGGACAAGGGUGCUUCAAGGACAAAGGACGACCCUGCCUGAAAACGUUUCAGCGUCACACCCCCUACUGGACUCUUAAUCACCCUCCCCACCAUGUUGCGAUGGUUAUGAAAUUCCUGAGCCCACCUGGGCGAUGGGACCUGUCCCAAAUAAGGAAAGGCAUCUGCCCUGUCCCACUCCCACUCUAUAGAAGGAAGGUAUAUAUGCCUCGACCAAUCAGUAAAUGAAAUUUUCACCUUGGACCAUUCCUUUGUUCUCUGGCUGUAAAAACUGACUAAUAGCACAUGUUCGGAAUAGGAAGUCAGCCCACUGCUCUGGCAGCGACCGUUCCCUCUAAUAAAGUCUGUCUUCUUUAAAAAAAAAAAAUGUGUGACAUAGUUCAGUUUCUAAGGUACUGUUUUUCUAUUUUUCCUUUUUUUAAGAGUUUACAUUCAGUGUUAUUUUUUUCAAAAUUUUAUCAUCUGUCUCCAUGUCAAGCGUGACUUGUGCAUACCAGGGGUGCUUGUAUUUGUUGGCAUCCAAGUCUUAGAUGAUGUAUUCCCAGAGUAUUCAGUUUCUGUACAUUAAUCUACAAAUUGAAGGUUGAAUGAUGGAUCUUAUUAGCCAUGUUUAUCCUUUAUCAGGUCCAAAAUCAUUAUCAUAUACAGAGAAUAACUAAAGGAUUCUAACAUAUUCUCUGACAUGUCGUGGAUGUUACAUUGCAUGCAGUGAUAAGAGUUUAAGCCAGAUAUGCCUCAGCUCUUUGACUUUUUGAAAAAUGUAUUUUUAAUGAUCCUGGGACAGUUUCCAAUCGCUUAUUCAGGAAAUAUUUAAUGAGAACUUAAAAUGUGCCAAGGAUUGUUUUAGGUGCUAAGGACACAAGACAGACAAAACCCCUCUCUUAAAGAUAGUAUUUUCUACUUGGGAAACAGGAACAAGAGCAAACAAAUAAGCAGGAUAACUGCAAAUAGUGAGGAAGGUUGUAGAGCAAAUAAUCAAAUUGUUGUGGUAAUAGAGACAAACUGGUAGAGUCAGAGCACUGCUUUAUAUAGUAUGUGGUCAGGGAAGGUGUCUGAGGGAGGGAUGAUGAAACUGAGAUGUUAAGGAUGUGAAGGAAUCCAUCAUACGAAUAACCAGGAAAACAGCUCUCCAGAAUCUGAUCCCUGCUUGCUCUCUCCAACUCUGCCACCCUGGCUGAGCCACCGUCUUCUCCCUCUUAGGUCACUGCAACAGGUUCUCUGCGGUCUUCUUGCUGCCACCUGUCCUUCCCUACAGACCAUUCUCUACACAGCAGCCCUGAUGGCCAAAUGGAACUCAACUCGUAUUGUUCUCCUACUCAGAAGCCUCCGAGGGCUUCUUCUUUCACUCACGCAAGAUCCAAAGUCCUCCUGAGAGACCCUACAUGAUCUAGGUCUCAUCUACCUCUCUGACCCUGUCUCCUACAAGGCUGCCACUGAUUCCCUUGUACCUUGAACAUGCCAGGCAAGCGCCCUCCUCAAGGCCUUCACGGUCAUGAUUUCCUCAGCUUAGUAGUCUCUUCCUUGAAAUACGUGCAAGGAUGACUCCCUUAUUUCAGAUAGGUAUUUGCUGUCAUCUGAGAGGCCUUCCCUGACCAUCUAAAAUAGCAUUUUUUCCCCCUUCCCCACACACACCUGCAUUUUAACCACCGUGUGUGUGUGUAUAUGUACUUAUUUGCAUGUUACCUAUCUUUCCUUCCUAGAAUACAGUCCCACAAAUGUGGUCUUUGUUUUUGUAUCCCCAGCUCUGUAACAAUACCUCAUAAAUAUGUUGCACUCAGUAAAUGUUUCACAAUGACUUUGUUGUUUAACAUAAGCAUACAGGUCUGAGGGCAGGGAAGAGCUGGGAAUUUUAAGGGACAGAGGCACUAUGGCUCUACAUUAACUAGUGAGUGGGAGGGUGGUAGAAGAAGAGAUUGAAGAGCGGUAGACAAGAGCUAAAUCUGGUAGGGAGGGCAGUGUUCUCAGCCCUGAGUGCACAUGAGAAUCACCUGGAGAACUUUAAAAACAGCACUCCUGGAGAUACUGAUUUGGUUGCGGUGGUCAGUUGAUGUAGGGCCUUGUAACAUGCUAAGGAGUCUGGAUUUUCUCCUAAAAAUAAUAGAAAGCAUUUUACCAAUUUUAAGCAUGAAAGGUACAUUUUAUUUACAUGUGAAAAGGAUCCUUGGCUGUUACGUGCAAUAUAAAUUAGGUGGACAGUACUAUGAGCAAGAAUGAGAUGAAGGAAAAAAAAAUGAGAUGAAGGAAAUCAGGAAGCAUGGAUGAUACAUUGAACGAGGCAGUUGAUACUGAGGGUGGAGAGCAGUAGAGGUAUUUGAGAGGUAUUUUGGAGGUAGAACCAGUAAGAUUUACUGAUGGAUUGCUGAUUCCGAUGGUGGCAUUUACUGGGAUGGAGAAAAUUAGAGGGGAAAUGGCCAUGUUAGGGUAGAAUCAACAAUUUUGUUUUCUACAUGGUGACUUCAAGAUUUCUGCUAAUACAGGAAUUUAUUAUAAUUUAUAUACAAGAGAAUAUGCCAGUAGGCAGUUGGAUAUAUGUUUGGAGUUCAGAAAAGAGGUCAGAUCUCGAAGUGUACAUUUAUGAGUCAUUACUAUGUAUACACCCAAAAUAGUUUUUAAAUGAAAUAACAAUACAUGGAAAUUCUCUGAAAGGAAUUUUUUCAUUCACUAUUAAGCUUGAAAAUGUGUGACCUAAAGAAUAUUGGUUUACUUUUGAAAUAGCAUUUUAUUUUAUUUUAUUUUUAGAACUACAAUGCCAUGUUUAUUGUGAAGUGAAAUUAUUUGUUAGAGGAAUUAAUGAACACCCAGCAUGUGGAUAUUUGGGCAAUAAUUUAUUUUUGGAAUUUUAUUUUUUUUAUACAGUAGGUUUUUAUUAGUUAUUUUAUGCAUAUUAGUGUAUAUGUGUCAAUCCCUAUCUCCCAAUUCAUCCCACCAUCCCUCACCCCCGCACUUUCCCCCCUUGGUGUCCAUAUGUUUGUUCUCUACAUCUGUGUGUCUGUUUCGGCCUUGCAAACUGGUUCAUCUGUACCAUUUUUCUAGAUUCCACAUAUAUGCGUUAAUAUACGAUAUUUGUUUUUCCCUUUCUGACUUACUCUGUAUGACAGUCUCUAGGUCCAUCCACGUCUCAACAAAUGAUGCAAUUUCAUUCCUUUCUAUGGCUGAGUAAUAGUCCAUUGUAUAUAUGUACCACAUCUUUAUCCAUUCCUGUUGAUGGGCAUUUAGGUUGCUUCCAUGACCUGGCUACUGUAAAUAGUGCUUCAGUGAACAUUGGGGUGCAUGUGUCUUUUCUGAAUUACGGUUUUGUUCUGGGUAUAUGCCCAGUAGUGGGAAUGCUGGAUCAUAUGGUAAUUCUAUUUUUAGUUUUUUAAGGAGCCUCCAUACUGUUCUCCAUAGUGGCUGCUGUAUCAGUUUACAUUCCCACCAACAAUGCAUUUGGUGGGAAUGCACUGUUGCAUUCUCCACACCCUUGCCACCAUUGGUUGUUCGUAGAGUUUCUGAUGAUGCCCAUUCUAACCGAUGUGAGGUGAUACCUCACUGUAGUUUUGAUUUGCAUUUCUCUAAUAAUUAGUGAUGUUUAGCAGCUUUUCAUGUGCCUCUUGGCCAUCUGUAUGUCUUCUUUGGAGAAAUGUCUACUAAGGUCUUCUGCCCAUUUUUGGAUUGGGUUUUUUUUUUUUUUAAUAUUGAGCUGCAUGGGCUGUUUAUAUAUUUUGGAGAAAAUCCUUUAUCUGUUGAUUCAUUUGCAAAUACUUUCUCCCAUUCUGAGGGUUGACUUUUCGUCUUGUUUCUAGUUUCCUUUGCUGUGCAAAAGCUUUUAAGUUUCAUUAGGUCCCAUUUGUUUAUUUUUGUUUUUAUUUCCAUUACCCUGGGAGGUGGGUCAAAAAAGACUCUUUAUGUCAAAGAGUAUUCUUCCUAUGUUUUCCUCUAAGAGUUUUGUAGUGUUCGGUCUUACAUUUAGGUCUUUAAUCCAUUUUCAGUUUAUUUUUGUAUAUGGUGUUAGGUAGUGUUCUAAUUUCAUCCUUUUACAUGAACUGUCCAGUUUUCCCAGCACCACUUAUUGAAAAGACUGUCUUUUCUCCAUUGUAUAUCCUUGCUUCCUUUCUCAUAGAUUAGUUGACCAUAGGUGCGCGGGUUUAUCUCUGGGCUUUCUAUCCUGUUCCAUUGAUCUGUAUUUCUGUUUUUGUGCCAGAACCAUAUUGUCUUGAUUAUGGUAGCUUUGUAGUAUAGUCUUCAGUCAGGAGGUCUGAUUCCUCCAGCUCCAUUUUUUUCCCUUAAAAUUGCUUUGGCUAUUUGAGCUCUUUUGUGUCUUCAUACAAAUUUUAAGAUUUUUUGUUCUAGUUCUGUACAAAAUGACAUUGAUAAUUUGAUAGGGAUUGCAUUGAAUCUGUAGAUUGCUUUGGGUAGUAUAGUCAUUUUCACAAUAUUGAUUCUUCCAGUCCAAAAACAUGGUAUCUGUCUCUCCAUCUGUUUGUGUCAUCUUUGACUUCUUUCAUUACUGUCUUAUAGUUUUCUGCAUACAGGUCUUUUACCUCCUCAGGUAGGUUUAUUCCUUGGUAUUUUAUGCUUUUGCUGCAAUGGUGAAUGGGGUUCUUUCCUUAAUUUCUCUUUCUGAUCUUUCAUUGUUAGUGUAUAGGAAUGCAAGACAUUUCUGUGCAUUAAUUGUGUAUCCUGCAACUUUACCAAAUGCAUUGAUUAGCUCUAGUAGUUUUCUGGUGGCAUCUUUAGGAUUAUCUAUGUACAGUAUAUAUCAUCUGCAAACAGUGAUAGUUUUACUUCUUCUUUUCCAGUUUGGAUUCCUUUUAUUUCUUUUUCUUCUCUGAUUGCCGUGGCUAGGACUUCCAAAACUCUAUUGAAUAAUAGUGGCAAGAGUGGACAUCCUUGUCUUGUUCCUGACCUUAGAGGAAAUGCUUUCAGUUUUUCACCAUUGAGAAUGAUGUUUGCUGUGGGUUUGUCGUACAUGGCCUUUAUUAUUUUUAGGUAGGUUCCCUCUCUGCCCACAUUCUAGAGAGUUUUUAUCAUAAAUGGGUGUUGAUUUUGUCAAAAGCUUUUUCUGCAUCUAUUGAGAUGAUCAUAUGGUUUUUCUUCUUCAACUUGUUAAUAUGGUGUAUCACAUUGAUUUGUGUAUGUUGAAGAAUUCUUGUGUCCCUGGGAUAAAUCCCACUUGAUCAUGGUGUAUGGUCCUUUUAAUGUGUUGUUGGAGUGUGUUUGCUAGUAUUUUGUUGAGAAUUUUUGCUAGUAUUUUGUGGAGAAUUUUUGCAUCUAUAUUCAUCAGUCAUAUUGGUCAGUAAUUUUCUUUUUUUGUAGUAUCUUUGUCUAGUUUUGGUAUCAGGGUGACGGUGGCCUUGUAGAAUGAGUUUGGGAGUGUUCCUUCCUCUGCAGUUUUUUGGAAGAGUUUGAGAAGGAUGGGUGUUAGCUCUUCUCUAAAUGCUUGGUAGAUUUCACCUGUAAAGUCAUCUGGUCCUGGACUUUUGUUCGUUGGAGGAUUCUUAAUCACAGUUUCAAUUUCAUUACUUGUGAUAGGUCUGUUCAUAUUUUCUGUUUCUUCCUGGUCAGUCUUGUAAGGUUAUACUUUUCUAAAAAUUUGUCCAUUUCUUCCAGGUUGUCCAUUUUAUUGGCAUAGAGUUGCUUGUAGUAGUCUCUUAGGAUGCUUUGUAUUUCUGCGGUGUCCAUUGUAACUUCUCCUUUUUUCAUUUCUAAUAUUAUUGAUUUGAGUCAUCUCCCUCUUUUCCUUGAUGAGUCUGGCUAAAGGUUUGUCAGUUUUGUUUACCUUCUCAAAGAACCAGCUUUUAGUUUUAUUGAUCUUUGCUAUUGUUUUCUUUGUUUCUAUUUCAUUUAUUUCUGCUCUGAUCUUUAUGAUUUCUUUCCUUCUAUCAACUUUGGGUUUUGUCUGUUCUUCUGUCUCUAGUUCCUUUAGGAGUAAGGUUAGAUUGUUUAUUUGAGACCUUUCUUGUUUCUUGAGGUAGAAUUGUAUUGCUAUAAACUUCCCUCUUAGAACUGCUUUUGCUGCAUCCCAUAGGUUUUGGGACAUCGUGUUUUCAUUGUCAUUUAUCUCUAGGUAUUAUUUGAUUUCCUCUUUGAUGUCUUCAGUGAUCUCUUGGUUAUUUAGUAAUGUAUUGUUUAGCCUCCACGUGUUUGUGUUUUUUACAGUUUUUCCCUGUAAUUGAUUUCUAAUCUCAUUGCGUUGUGGUCAGAAAAGAUGCUUGAUAUGAUUUCAAUUUUCUUAAAUUUACCGAGGCUUGAUUUGUGACCCAAGAAGUGAUCUAUCCUGGAGAAUGUUCUGUGUGCACUCGAGAAGAAAGUGUAAUCUGCUGUUUUUGGAUGGAAUGUCCUAUAAAUAUCAAUGAAAUCUAACUGGUCUAUUGUGUCAUUUAAAGCUUGUGUUUCCUUUUUAAUUUUCUGUCUGGAUGAUGUAUCCAUUGGUGUUAGUGAGGUGUUGAAGUCCUCCACUAUUGUGUUACUGUCGAUUUCCUCUUUUAUAGCUGUUAGCAUUUGCCUUAUGUACUGAGGUGCUCCUAUGUUAGGUGCAUAUAUAUUUAUAGUUGUUAUAUUUUCCUCUUGGAUUGAUCCCUUGAUCAUUAUGUAGUGUCCUUCCUUGUGUCUUGCAGCAUUCUUUAUUUUAAAGUCUAUUUUAUCUGAUAUGAGUAUUGCUACUCCAGCUUUCUUUUCAUUUCCAUUUGCAUGGAGUCUCUUUAUCCAUCCCCUCACUUUCAGUCUGUGUGUGUCCCUAGGUCUGAAGUGGGUCUCUUGUAGACAGCAUAUAUAUGGGUCUUGUUUUUGCAUCCAUUCAGUGAGCCUGUGUCUUUUGGUUGGAGCAUUUAAUCCAUUCACAUUUAAGAUAAUUAUUGAUAUGUGUGUUCCUAAUACUGUUUUCUUAAUUGUUUUUGAUUUGUUUUUGUAGGUUCUUUUCUUCUCUUGUUUCCCACUUAGAGAAGUUCCUUUAGCAUUUGUUGUAGAGCUGGUUUGGUGGUGCUGAAUUCUCUUAGCUUUUGCUUGUCUGUAAAGCUUUUGAUUUCUUCAUUGAUUCUGAAUGAGAUCCUUGCUGGGUAGAGUAAUCUUGGUUGUAGGUUCUUCCCUUUCAUCACUUUAAAUAUAUGGUGCCACUCCCUUCUGGCUUGUCGAGCUUCUGCUGAGAAAUCAACUGUUAACCUUAUGGAAGUUCCCUUGUGUGUUGUCGUUUUUUCCUUGUUGCUUUUAAUAAUUUUUCUUUGUCUUUAAUUUUUGCCAAUUUGAUUCCUAUGUGUCUUGGCAUGUUUCUCCUUGGAUUUAUCAUGCCUGGGACUCUCUGUGUCCUGGACUUGGGUGGCUAUUUCCUUUCCCAUGUUGGGGAAGUUUUUGAUUAUAAUCUCUUCACAUAUUUUCUCGGCUCCUUUCUCUCUCUCUUCUCCUUCUGGGACCCCUGUAAUGUGAAUUGUUGUGUUUAAUGUUGUCCCAGAGUUCUCCUAGGCUGUCUUCAUUUCUUUUCAUUCUUUUUUCUUUAUUCUGUUCCGCGGCAGUGAAUUCCACCAUUCUGUAUUCCAGGUCACUUAUCCAUUCUUCUGCCUCAGUUAUUCUGCUGUUGAUUCCUUCUAGUGUAUUUUUCAUUUUUCAUUUUUCAUUUCAGUCAUUGUAUUGUUCAUCUCUGUUUGUUUGUUCUUUUAUUCUUCUAGGUCUUUGUUAAACAUUUCUUGCAUCUUCUCGAUCUUUGCCUCCAUUGUUUUUCUGAGGGCCUGGAUCAUCUUCACUGUCAUUAUUCUGAAUUCUUUUCUGGAAGGUUGCCUAUCUCCACUUCAUUUAGCUGUUUUUCUGGGGGUUUAUCUUAUUCCUUCAUCUGGUACAGAGUCCUCUGCCUUUUCAUUUUGUCUGUCUUUCUGUGAAUGUGGUUUUCAUUCCACAGGCUGCAGGAUUGUAGUUCUUCUUGCUUCUGCUGUCUGCCCUCUGGUGGAUGCAGCUAUCUAAGAGGCUUGUGCAAGCUUCCUGAUGGGAGGGACUGGUGGUGUGUAGAGCUGGGUGUUGCUCUGGUGGGGAGAGGUCAGUAAAACUUUAAUCUGCUUGUCUGCUGUUGGGUGGGGCUCAGUUCUCUCCCUGUUAGUUGUUUGGCCUGAGGCAACCCAGCCCUAGAGCCUACCGGGCUCUUUGGUGGGGCUAAUGGUGGACUCUGGGAGGGCUCACACCAAGGAGUACUUCCCAGAACUUUGAGCCACAGCCACCCCUGCCUCUUCAGGAGACCCUCCAGCACUAGCAGGCAGGUCUGGUUCAGUCUCCUAUGGGGUCACUGCUCCUUCCCCUGGGUCCCGACGCGCACACUACUUUGUGUGUGCCUUCCAAGAGUGGAGCCUCUGUUUCCCCCAGUCCUGUCGAAGUCCUGCAAUCAAAUGCCGCUAGCCUUCGAGUCUGAUUCUCUGGGAAUUCCUCCUCCCGUUGCCGGACCCCCAGAUUGGGAAGCCUGACAUGGGACUCAGAACCUUCACUCCAGUGGGUGGACCUCUUUGGUAUUAUUGUUCUCCAGUUUGUGAGUCACCCACCUAGUGGUUCUGGGAUUUGAUUUUAUUGUGAUUGCGCCUCUACUACCUUCUCACUGUGGCUUCUCCUGUGUCUUUGGAUGUGGGGUAUAUUUUUUGGUGAGUUUCAGUGUCUUCCUGUCGAUGAUUGUUCAGCAGUUAGUUGUGAUUCCAGUGCUCUUGCAAGAGGGAGUACAACAUUUUAUUUUAAAUGUACUGCAUGCUCAAUGUAAAAAAAUUUGUAAAAUAUGGAAAAAUAUAGGAACAAAGUUAACAUUUCCAUUAUAAGACAUAAGACCAUUAUCUUUCUAAUCUAUAAUAUACAUAGAUUGUGUGUGUGUAAUUAUUACAAAUUUAGAUCAUAUUGUAAAUAUUUUAGUGUCCUUUUUGUGAAUUGCACUCUCACUUAAUAUUACUUCAAGCAUUUCCCAAUGCCAUUAAAUAUCCUUUGAGGUAUUUUAAUGGUUGAGGAAUGUCUAGUCUUAUGGAUUUCAUACUUUAACCACUUCCAUACUAUUUCCAGUUUUUCUCAUUACAAAUAAUGAUAGUAUUUUAUCUUUCCGUAUUUCAUCACAUCAUUGCCAGCUUUAGACAUUAUAAAGCAGUCUGUAGAAAUUUUAUAGGGAAAAAUAACCUAACCUGAAUUCUUAUGAAGCAAAACAUUUUCUCUUUGUUUAUUGACAUCUGUGUAUAUUCUUUUGUGAAUUGUUCAUGUAGGAAUGAUUGUUCUUUCUAUAAUUUAAAAAUAUAACUGAAUUUUUAAAAAAUUUAACACAUAAAUACAAACGUUACUCUUUGCAAAGAAAUACUUUAGAUCUUGCUAAAUAUUUGAGAAGUAUAUGCACAGCAUAGCGAGAAAAUGCCUACUGAUCAUGAAUCACUAUGUGAAAACAAGGCAGGAAUUUCUGUAGGUUGCUGUAUAUCUUUCAGCAAAUAUAAUCCA
This is a messenger RNA of Orcinus orca (killer whale), 13443 nucleotides long. RefSeq names its product carnitine O-octanoyltransferase (gene CROT). The record is from RefSeq and is a predicted model, not a curated record. Bases 558 to 2318 code for a protein of 586 amino acids. The transcript has 18 exons. Gene Ontology annotation, molecular function: carnitine O-octanoyltransferase activity. NCBI's taxonomy places the organism in Eukaryota, Metazoa, Chordata, Mammalia, Artiodactyla, Delphinidae. Gene Ontology annotation, cellular component: peroxisome.